Molecule: messenger RNA, 432 nt
Organism: Podospora anserina S mat+
Lineage: Eukaryota; Fungi; Ascomycota; Sordariomycetes; Sordariales; Podosporaceae
Exons: 1
Coding region: 1-432 (143 amino acids)
Biological process (GO): purine nucleobase metabolic process
Molecular function (GO): hydroxyisourate hydrolase activity
Source: RefSeq, a predicted model, not a curated record
AUGACCGAAUCAACAACUACCAAAGACCGCAUAACCUGCCACAUCCUCGACACAACCCUCGGCCAACCCGCCCGCUCCGUCCGCGUCUCCCUCUCCCUCCUCUCCACCUCCACCGCCUCCCCCGGCCCCCUGAACCCUCCACCAGUCUUCGAGUCCACCACCGACGAGGACGGCCGCAUCAAGACCUGGCUCCCCUACUCCUCCGCCACCUCCUCGGGCGAGGUCCCCGUCUACACCCUCGAAGACGUCUUCGGCUCCAUCAGGGGCCCCUCCCGCUGGGUCCUCAAGUUCGACACCGAGUCCUACUUUGGCGGGCCCGACAAGACCUUCUUCCCCGAGGUCAACGUCGUGUUCAACGUGGCCGAGGGGGAGAGGUAUCAUGUCCCGCUGUUGCUGGCGCCGUAUAGCUAUUCCACUUACCGGGGGAGCUAA